AUGUCCGUUGCGGACGUCUACACCGGCGUCUGGAUCAAUCAUGCUAAAGGCCUAAUACUCGGCCCCACACUCACGCUGUCGGACUUCCAUGGGACCCUCUUCAUCGCCUUUCUCGCGCUAUUUAUCAACUUCUUUGGGAACCAGAUGUGGGUCAUCCUCAGCUACGCGCUUUUCCACAUCCGGUCGCGAAGAACGGAGCAGGACGGUUUAUACCAUCAGCUACAAGCAACGCUCCGCAAUAGCGUCUCUAGCCUGUCGGAUUCCUGGAAGUUUACCUUGAUUGCGUGGCACUGGCGCGGGAAGUCUCACCGGGUAUUGCGGCGCGUCCUCCCGUUACUAGCUUUGUCAUCGUUACAUUGCUUAAAGGUCGGUCUCGCCUCGAUUUAUGCGACGCCAAUCAUCCAACUACAGCCUGACGUCCUAAGCCGCGGUGCUAUCUGUGGGGACUGGAAUUCGACAGCCUUAGAAUCGGACUACGAUGUGGUAUACAAAUACACCGAGGAGCAAAUUCACUUAUGGGAGAAGAGCGGCAGCUACGCACGGUUAUGCUAUCCUUCUGACUUGAGGGAGGACACGGGGUCGGCAGCGACAUGCGUACAACGUGGCGAAACGAGAAAGGUGUGGCGCAAUAGCACUGAAGAACGGUGUCCAUUCGCUGUCCAUAUGUGCAAAGACGACCAUGUAUAUGCUCUCGACACCGGUCUCCUCGACUCAAAUCUGGAUCUAGGUAUCAACUCGCCCAAAGAAGACCGGAUACAAUACCGACGAAAGAUGACCUGCUCACCACUUACUACAGAGGGUUUUGUGGAGGGUCCGCUUGAGGCAGGCUCUCGAUCUAACCUCACUACACCCAAUCCCUGGAUGAACAUUUCGAUCUGGAAUUACAACUACGGGAAACUCACCUAUGCGAAUGAGGACAACUUUACCAAUGCUACGUGGGUCUACGAUGACGGAUUACUUCGACCUAGCUAUAGCCGCGACACUGAUAGCACAUUCAAGCUGUAUGUUUCGACCUAUUUUCCGAACGAGACGCGCUCAGCGUCGAAAUGGGGAUACUGGGAUCGCUCCUGGGAUUUCUCGACCUUCGAUGCGAUUCCAGAACUUCGAGCUGAUGGCGUUACGAAUGUCCUUUUUCUCGUCACUGCUGUUUGCUACCCAAACCCAGUCGACGAUCCAUGGUUCUCGUCGCACGAUAAAAUAGACGAGGGACCUAAUGGAGGAUCGUUCUACUGUCUGGAUGGAUAUCCGAAAGUGUCACCACUCGGCUGUCUUGAACAACACGAAUUCUGUAACCCGGAAAAUGGAGAGUGCUCCAACCUGACGAGUACGCACAAACCGCCCGAUUACCGAGCUCUUGGACUCAACGCUCGGCAGAUGAGAGUGGCUGAACGGGUAUUUAAAGCCACCACGGGACUCAGCAUUAGUGGGGUGAUCAGAUUUCUUGGAGCGGAAAAGACGCUGCACGCCCGCACGUCUGCAAUCAAUGGACUGCCCCCAAACCAGUGGCAGCUGGAGCUCGAUAACUGGUUUGGAAUCGUCAUGGCGCAGAUGCAGUCCGUGCUUCUGCAAUGGGCGACUGGUCCGGAAAAGCCCGAGAAUAGGAGGUAUAUCAUUCCGCCCACGGACCCAGACGUCGCGUGGAUGUGCAACAAUCAGGUUGUGCACGAUUCGCGAUACAUCUGUUUUAGCGUUCUCGGCAUUUCGCUGUUUAUUGGAACAGGGAGCCUGGUCGUGCUGGUGGGAUGGUUCAUCGACGAUAUUGUGAGAGCCGUACAGAGGCCGCUUGGGAAGGGUGCAUAUAGGAGGUUUGAGUGGAGAUGGAAUGAGAUGUUUCAGUUACAGCGGACGGCGUUCGCGCUCCAAGGUGCUGGACUGUGGGUCGAAAGCAAGGCACCGGUCCCGGUUACGAAAGAGAUGGAGAAGUGGACGAUUCCGGGGGCACUCGACGGAAAAAUCGAACGGAAAAGCGGAAUCUGA
Messenger RNA from Trematosphaeria pertusa, 1977 nucleotides. RefSeq lists its product as uncharacterized. The transcript has a single exon. NCBI's taxonomy places the organism in Eukaryota, Fungi, Ascomycota, Dothideomycetes, Pleosporales, Trematosphaeriaceae. The record is from RefSeq and is a predicted model, not a curated record. Bases 1 to 1977 code for a protein of 658 amino acids.